AUGUCUCAGACUUCUCCCUCAAAGAACACUACUCCUCGCUCUGAAACUGCAUCCAACUCUAGGGCGCCAAAUAUGGUAGGUGAUCAGGAUGUUGUACUGGAUGUUGUGCCAUUGAACUCGGUCCCAGUCAUUGAUCCUGUUGGUAGUAUACCAAGAAAGAUGCAUGCAAGAAAAUCAACUGGUGGGUCUAUUCCAGAAAUGUUCUCUGCUAGGGAUAAAGAAGGGUCUGCUUAUGUCCACAAUGCAAUCGCUGGCAUUGUCACAAGAAUCUUGAAUGAAGGUCACAAGGUAGAAGGAAUAUCUGUCCCUUUAGCCCAAGCUCCUGCUCCUGAGAAGAGCAAAGAUAAUCAGGUUGAUGCUAGCAAGGAUCAUGUUGAUGUUGAGACAUCUGAAACCAACACUGUUGAAGGCUCUGAUGCUAAAAAUGUUGAAGCAUCUGGAGAUAAAGAUGCGGAGAUUCUUGAAACAGAGAAAGCUGAAGAGGUCACUGCUGCUACUUCUCCUAAAGAGAAGCCUACUCGCCCUACUGACAAUACAAAUGAUGUGGUGGAUCUGGAUAAUCUUGAUGAUCCUAUUGACAUUGCUGAUGAUGACCUCAUCUCCAGCAUCUCCAACAGAGUCAAGGCUCGAAGGGGAAAGCAGGUUGAUGAUCAACAUCCUCCCAAGACAAAGGUUGCUCCUCUAAAGAAUGCCACCAAAGAAAAGAUCAAGAAGGUCUCUGCUGAGCCUUCAAGAACUGGGAGCAAGGUUGCUGUGAAGAAGAGAAAAGAAAGAAGUGUUUCUGACUCCGAAGACAAUGUCCUAAGUGAUUUCCCUGACAUCCCUUCAAAGAAGAAGAUUGUUGUCACAAAAUCCUCCACAAAGGUCCGUGAUGUUCCCUUGGACAACAUUUAUCUGCACUAUGCUUCAAAUGUUAUCCAAUGGAAGUUUGUUUAUCAAAGAAGGAUGGCUCUGGAAAGAGAACUUGCAAAUGAUGCUCUGGAAUGUCAAGAGGUCAUGAAGCUCAUCAAAUCUGCAGGUUUGCUUAAAACUGUUACUCAUUUUUCUAAAUGCUAUGAAAUGCUCGUGAAGGAAUUUAUAGUGAAUUUGUCUCAAGAUUGUGCUGAUGGAAGAACUGAGGAUUUUCAUAAGGUGUAUGUUAGAAGAAAAUGUAUAGAUUUUUCCCCUACUGUUAUCAACCUCUAUCUAGGUAGAGAUGCUGAGGCUCAACCUGAGCUUGAAGUGACUGACAAUGAAGUAUGCAAAGUUAUCACUGGUGGUAAGGUUAAAAAAUGGGUGCUGCAAACUGGGUGCCUACCAAUCACACUUCUACCAUUGUUGUUGGCCUAG
Messenger RNA from Vicia villosa (hairy vetch), 1329 nucleotides. RefSeq lists its product as uncharacterized. Lineage: Eukaryota; Viridiplantae; Streptophyta; Magnoliopsida; Fabales; Fabaceae. The record is from RefSeq and is a predicted model, not a curated record. The transcript has a single exon. Bases 1 to 1329 code for a protein of 442 amino acids.